UAAACUUCACUCGAUAUACUAUGAAGAAUAUUGCUACACGUUUUAAUUUCGAAAUAAUCUAAUGUAUUGGAUUCAUACAAAUGUAGCGCCAAUAUCAGUUAGCUAAUCGUGAAGGGGUGGGGCUGGUACAGCGCUCAUGACUCGUCCCAAUGCGCAUAGCGUCUGCUGGCUACAAAUCGUGCAAUUCUAUCAUGGUUGUUGACAUCGAAGGUUAUGUGUUAACAGUAAUAUUUGAUUUUUCAAAUUAAAAGUAAAAUGGGUUUGCUCACAGAUCCCAGAACUGGAAAUGGAAAAAUUAUUAAAUUUGUUCUUCAAUGGGAAAAAUGGCUAUGUUUCUUCAUGUACAUUGGUGGUAUAAUAUGGACUAUGCUACUGGCACUACCUGUGUUCAAUGACAGUACGUAUUUUUCGGAAAAUGCUUUAUUGCCUGGAUUAGUGAUGAAGGAGUGUAGUUUGGAAGCAAGUGCUAAACAGUUUCAUAAUGAAUUAAUUGAAGAGAUGAAACGAUAUCCUGAUAAGAUGCCAUAUCCUUGGCUGUUGGCUAAAUUUAAUCAACUAUAUUUGGAUGUCUAUAUGCAUAAUUUCACGUUAAAUUAUCCAUUUCGUGAACAGCAGUUUACUGGACAGAAUGUUUAUGGUAUUGUAAGAGCUCCUAGAGGUGCGAGUACAGAGGCAAUUAUUGUAAGUGUACCUUACAGACCUAUUAGUAGUGUAAAUCUGAAUACAGCACCAUCUAUUGCUCUAUUACUUGCAUUUGCAAAGUGUUGCAGAAAACAAAAAUAUUGGGCAAAGGACAUCAUAUUCCUUGUGACAGAACAUGAACAACUUGGUAUGCAAGCUUGGUUGGAAGCAUAUCAUGGUGUGACCAGCGGACAGGAUGGUAUAUUAAUGUCUGGAGAUUUAUCAGGAAGAUCUGGUUCCAUUCAGGCAGCCAUCAAUUUGGAAUUGCAUGGAAUGAAAAUCGCAUCCGUUGACGUUAAGGUUGAAGGAUUGAAUGGACAAUUGCCAAAUUUGGAUCUCGUUAAUCUUGCCCAAGACAUGAUUACUAAGGAAGGAAUUCGAAGAACUUUUCAACGUAGGCCAGAUGUUAAUGUGAAGAAUAAAGUAUCAAAAUGGUGGUACCAGUUCAACACAUUAAUCUCCAUGAUCGUUACUCAAGCUACUGGUGUUCCCACAGGAAAUCAUGGAUUGUUUCAUAGGUUUGGUAUCGAAGCUAUUACAUUAGAAGGCUUUGAAAGGUCAGGACGCGGACCCGAAGUUAGUUUCUAUCAAGUUGGUCGUGUCGUGGAAAGCAUAGUCCGUUCAUUAAAUAAUUUAUUAGAACGGUUUCAUCAAUCUUUUUUUUUCUAUCUUUUACCAUCUACCGACAGAUACAUUUCCAUAGGCUUAUACAUGCCACCAUUAGUCCUAAUAAUAGGUGGUCUAUUCAUAAAAGCUUUUGCGUCAUGGAUUAGAUUACAAGAUACUGGCAUAAAGGUCGAGGAAAAUGAGAAUCCUGAUACAAAAAUUAGUCAAUUAAAGCAAAACAAAGUCGAAGAAUUUGACAUAGCAAGCAUAGCUUCAGAAAUAUUAUGGUCCCAUAUCAUAGGUGUAUCUAUAAUGUCAUCACCUAAAUUAUUCACAUCAAUAGGAUCACAAUUAUGGGAUUUACCGACAGAGGACUCAAUAUAUUAUGGCUUUAUAGUCACUACUGUUUUAACAAUGUUUUGGCCAUUCUACUUGAGAAGACCUAGAAAAUCCGACAACGUUGCUCUUGUAUGCGUUGUUGCAUCAAUAGAAGUAGCUACAACUUUAUUAUGUGUAGCGAUGCACAAUUUCUCGCUAGCAUUGUUAACAGCCAUAAUCUACGUUCCUACAGCUCUAGCUAUUUCACCGAAACGAGAAAUUAAUUCCAAAUUUCGAGGAUUACUUCAUGUCUUUUGGAUACUGUUACAUCCAUUUGUGGUCGCCUCCAUUCUCGUAAUGGGAUACACACGAUUAAAUUUUCCUGGAGAACCAUUAAUGUCUAUACUAAUUAAAGGAAUACAAGCGACUAAACAUGCAUUUGUAUUUAGUGUCAUAGAUUCUAUGAUUUAUGGCAAUUGGUUUUAUAAUGUGACUGUUGCUAUUUUACUUCCCAAUUGGAUUCUAUUCUGGAACGUCAUUAAUAGCAAAAUUGCGUUCGAUUCCUGACCAAAUCCUUUAAUAGAUAAUAAAUAAAUUAGAUUAAUCGGGUCAAUAGCAUCGAUCUCUUAAGCCACGUAUGUUACAAUAUAGAGUAUUGUAGAUAAUACAAAUAUUGUUGCCAUCAACCAGGUUUUGUAUAAUAAAGAAUUGUGCAUUUAAUAGA
Cephus cinctus (wheat stem sawfly) is the source of this 2329-nucleotide messenger RNA. RefSeq names its product glycosylphosphatidylinositol anchor attachment 1 protein (gene GAA1). Gene Ontology annotation, biological process: attachment of GPI anchor to protein. The transcript is spliced from 9 exons. NCBI's taxonomy places the organism in Eukaryota, Metazoa, Arthropoda, Insecta, Hymenoptera, Cephidae. Gene Ontology annotation, cellular component: GPI-anchor transamidase complex; membrane. Bases 256 to 2172 code for a protein of 638 amino acids. The record is from RefSeq and is a predicted model, not a curated record.